Messenger RNA from Hemibagrus wyckioides, 3887 nucleotides. RefSeq names its product AFG2 AAA ATPase homolog B (gene afg2b). The record is from RefSeq and is a predicted model, not a curated record. The transcript has 9 exons. NCBI's taxonomy places the organism in Eukaryota, Metazoa, Chordata, Actinopteri, Siluriformes, Bagridae. Gene Ontology annotation, molecular function: ATP hydrolysis activity; ATP binding. Bases 61 to 2439 code for a protein of 792 amino acids.
GGGUCCAUGCUGUAUUUCCUCACACACGAGUAUAAACCUGCUGCAGGUUCAUGAGAUUUAAUGAACUGCGCACACACACACACACACACACACACACACACACACGUGUGUUUAGAUAUUUUCAAGCGGAGUGACCGGACGCUUAGAGCCAUGCCUCAGGUUCUGCAGGUUCUCCCUCUGGACCACUCGGACCUCGGUACCCAGCGGUGCCGUCUCGGCCCGGUGGUGAUGGAGGAUCUCGGGCUGCGUCUCGGCUCUCCGGUGCUGGUGACGCUACAGGGCGGAGCUUCCUGUCUCUGUACGGCGUGGCCACGCCCAGACAUGGCCGACGCCUACCUGCAGCUGGACACCACCUGCUGUUCGCCAGCGCUCCACUUGAAAGCUCUCCAUGGACUCCGCCUCGGGGUGGAGCAUCUGACGGCCUUGAGCGGUCCGCGCGUGAAGCGUCUACGUGUGACCGCACUGGUGCGGAACAGCGAGUACACGCGCAGGACGUCUACACAGGCGGUCGCAGCACUGGCUGCAGAGCUGCUCACGGGGCUGUACGUCCACGUCAAGCACCUGGUCGACAUCUCCCAUGCAGGUACACCGGUUCAGUUCCUGCAGGUGGACAGCGUGAACUUGGGCUCUCAUAAAGCGGGACGUGUGACGUCCGAGACUCGCCUGGAGGUGGCGUCGGUGCGGACGGUGGAAACGCACCGGCGCUGGGCGCGAGAGGGUUCUGCCAUGGAAUUGGGAGGUCUGGAUGAGGUUCGAGCCUCGCUGAAGGAGAUGCUGAUGCUCCCGCUGCGUUAUCCCAUCAGCACGCGGCGAGUGGGCGUGGCAGCGGGGCGGAGCACGUUGCUGGUGGGGCCUCCGGGUGUGGGGAAGACGCAGCUGGUGCGCAGUGUGGCGCGGGACGUUCAGGCGGCGCUGGUUACGGUCAGCGGGCCGGUGGUGGUGGGGUCGCGACCCGGGGAGAGCGAGGAGAACCUGCGUGCUGCAUUUACUCGGGCCUCAGAAGCGUCCAGAGACGGACCGUGCGUGCUCUUCAUCGACGAGAUCGACGCCCUGUGUCCGAAACGCAGCUCCAGCACCGGAACACCAGAGAACCGGCUCGUCGCUCAGCUCCUCACACUCAUGGACGGAAUCGGCAGCGAUGAAGGAUUAGUUAUUGUUGGGGCCACCAACCUGCCGGGCGCUCUGGACCCGGCGCUCAGGAGACCCGGCCGCUUCGACAGAGAGAUAGUUGUAGGUGUUCCCACUCUGCAGCAGAGGUACCGGGUUCUGCAGUGUGUGUGUCGCAGUGUUCCGCUCGCCCCAACUGUAGAUCUGAAAUCCGUCGCUGAGAUGACCAGCGGCUACGUGGGGGCGGACCUGAGCGCGCUCAGUAGAGAGGCAGCACUGCAGGCACUGCUACACUCUACACAGGGCGGAGCUGAUUCUGACCAAUCAAGAGGCGGGGGUGGGACAGUUAGAAUGGAGCAUUUUAUGAAAGCGCUGCGAUUGGUUCCUCCAUCCUGUCUGCGGAGCAGUGUGGGUGUGGCCGAGUUUACACCUGUUACCUGGGAGAGGAUCGGGGGACUGGAGGAGGUCAAGCUCAAACUCAGACAGAGUGUGGAGUGGCCGAUGAAGUUCCCCGAGGCGUUUGUGCGUCUAGGUGUGUGUCGUGCGAGAGGUGUGUUACUGUAUGGGCCACCGGGCUGCGCUAAGACCACACUGGUGAAAGCAGCAGCAUCUUCAUCACACUGCAGCUUCCUCACACUGAGCGGGGCGGAGCUUUAUUCUCCCUAUGUAGGGGACUCGGAGAAGGCACUCGCUCAGCUGUUCUGUCAGGCGCGAGCGUGUUCUCCCUCCAUUGUGUUUCUGGAUGAGAUUGACAGCAUGGUGGGUUGUCGUGACAAUGGAGGCGGUUGCCGUGGCAGCAGUGUACAGGCUCAGGUGUUGUCUGUCCUGCUGAAUGAGUUAGAUGGUGUGGGCUUUAAACCCGCUGAAAGACGAGGGACAGGACAGAGUGAGAGGGACUGGAGAACACGUGAAGACCAACGGAUGCAGCUACAGGAAGUGUGUAAUCAGGAUGUGAUGAUUGUUGCUGCCACUAACAGGCCGGACAUGUUGGACAGCGCUCUGCUCCGUCCAGGCCGAUUCGACCACAUCAUAUACGUCCCUCCACCUGACCUACAGGCUCGCCUGAACAUCCUGCAGCUCCACACAGAGAAAAUGCCGCUGAAGUCGGAUGUGUGUUUGCAGGAUCUGGCAACUCGGACAGACCUGUUCUCCGGAGCGGAUCUGGAAAACCUCUGCAAGGAGGCGGCUCUGUUAGCGCUUCAUGAAGAAGGUAUGAGUGUGUCAGCGGUGCAGCAGAAACACUUCCAGAAGGUUCUGCAGAACUUUCAGCCAUCUCUCAGCCCACAGCAGAUCCUGCAGCACCAGCAGCUCUUCAAACACAGCUACAGUUAGCAUGUGAUGGUUAGCCUCCUGAGGCUAAACCGUGUGUGUGUGUGUGUGUGUGUGUGUGCUAACGCUAAUAAUGCUAACUGUAUUUUCUGUGAACUGUUAGAACUCUGAUUAAAACUUUUCACUGAAGUCUGAGAUUCUUUUUACUGCAAGAUCAAAAAAACAAGUGAUGUGCUGCACAAGCUGUACGUGAUGAGCAUGUCUCAGGCCUGUGUGUGUGUGUGUGUGUGUGUGUGUGUGUGUGUGUGUGUGUGGUCUAUAAAUAUGUUCUUUGUGUCACCUGUCUGCUGCAGACGUGACAUUUUUCACUCCUCAGUCACUCGACACUUCAGCAGCUUCUCUGAAUAAAACUCGUCUAUGAUACUGAGGGUCAAACCUGCUGUUCCUGACUCCUCCCACUGGGUGGGACUUAGCUCAAACAGGGCUUAACCAGGAUCUGGAGUCUCCAAGCUGACCGAGCGGUCAGGGCCGAAUUCCUCAACUCUGCUUUAUUUGACACGAUUUAUUUCAUUUCAUUAUUAUUGUUGUUGUUGUUAUUAUAAGAAUAAUAAUAAUAAUUAUUAUUAUUAAUGGAACAUCACUAUAUUUCCUGGGCCUGAUGUUUCCUGGAUCUUCCAUGUUGUGGACGGUGGAAGUCACACUGAACUUACAGCCUCAAUAAACACUAAUACAUAAAGCUGCAGUUAUUUUUCAAUACGUUUUAAUCCAUGAACCCCGAUAUCUCCACACCCUUCUUUUAUAAUAAUGAAGAUAAAUAACUAGUGUUUUUAACUACUCCAGAAGUUUAUUGUAGACUUCAGGGGUUGGUGUAGAGUUCAGUGUCUAGCUGAGUGUAGAGUUAGAGGUAAAGCGGGUUGUGUUGGUUACAGGUUGAUGACGUUAGAGUGUAGUGUAGAGUUGAGAGUAGUGUUCAGUGUGGAGUUAGAGAUAGAGAAGGUUGUGAUGGUUGCAGGCUGAUGUUCGGGGAUUCAGGGUUUAGUGUAGAGUUCGGUGUAGAGUUCAGGGUUUACUGUAGAGUGUAGUGUUUAUUGUAGACCUCAGUUUAGACUUCAGUGUAGAGUUUACUGUUUAGUGUAGAGUUUAGUGUAGACUUUAGUGACAGUGAGUUAGAGGUAGAGACGGUGGAGAUGGUCUCAGGCUGAUUAUGAGGUUAGAGUGGAGUGUAGAGUUAAGUGUAGAGUUAGAGGAGUUACAGAGAAGGUUGUGAUGGUCUCAGGCUGUGAGAAGGUGAAGGAGAAUGGAGGUGUGGUGACCGAGAGCAGCAUGUGGUGUAACUCUACACUCUCCUGUAAAAUUCAUUUCCUGUUGACUUCUGGCUUACAUACACACACACAAACACACACAAUCACACACACAAACACACACACACAAACACACACAUACACACACAAACACAGACACAAACACACACAUACACACACACACACACAAACAUACAUACACACAAAUAC